Molecule: messenger RNA, 963 nt
Organism: Leishmania braziliensis MHOM/BR/75/M2904
Lineage: Eukaryota; Euglenozoa; Kinetoplastea; Trypanosomatida; Trypanosomatidae
Exons: 1
Coding region: 1-963 (320 amino acids)
Biological process (GO): triglyceride catabolic process; lipid homeostasis
Cellular component (GO): cytoplasm; membrane; lipid droplet
Molecular function (GO): triacylglycerol lipase activity
Source: RefSeq, a predicted model, not a curated record
AUGCCGCCCACCAAUCCACGAGAGUGGGCAACGAAGGUGCGGGCGAAGACCCCGCAGUUGCUGGAAGUGGGCAAACCGGUGCCGAAGGCAGUCUUUAGCUUCGGCGGCGGCGGUUUCCUCGUCACAUACGCCCUGGGCGUAGCACUUUACCUGCAGCAAGAGAAGAAGGAGCUCCUGGCCAACAGCUUCCUGCUAGGCGCGGGGUCUGGGGUAUUGCCGGCAGUGGCGCUGGCGUGUGGGCCGCGUGCCGUCAACCUCGAGCACAUCCGCGACUUCAUCGUGAACAACCGAUUUGUUGUAACGGACGAGGAGAAGCGGAUCAAGACGAUCGCGGCCGGCAUCAAUCAACUUCUGCCGAGGAACGCCGUGGACUUGGUGAAGGGCCGCCUCGCCUUGACGAUCGGCUUCUCAAACAAGGACCCGGGGUACAUGACACAAGCAAAGGAGAACGUCUACUUUGGUCACCACAUUGCGGAGUGGACUGACUUCGAUGACCUCGCGCAGAACAUCAUCGCGGCGACCGCGCCAAACACGCAGAAGCCGUGCGUGUUCCGGGGGGCGGACAACGUACUGCGUGGCACGAUGAUGUCACUCAGCAGCGAGCUCGACCAGUAUUGCCGGCAUGUUUACAUACACAGCUACGCUGGGUACCGCUACAACAGGAACCAAGCACGGCACAACAUCAUGUUUGGCCGCCACGGGUACAUAGGCAACACACACUUUUCCUUUCCGAAGCAGGUACUCUUGGCCUUCGCUCCACUGAUAGGUGGCGACGUGCGCAAGGCGGAACUGCUCGAGGCGUAUGACGUGGGUUACAACGAUGCUCGACGCUACGAGCGGUGGGAAGAGGACCCGUACUACUUUGCCAAGGCAGAUCGGUCGCCGAGUGAUGACUUUAACUUCCGCAAUCUGCGCGCCAACCUAUUCGGCGGCAAGACCGCGUCAGAACGGUUUGAGCUGUGA